AUGGUGGUGAACCCUGGCACCCACCUCCAUCCAUCUCUCGCCCAGCAGCUAGAGACAACAACAAACUGCGCGAAUUCCUUUUCCCUGCGCCGCCACGCUUCACAAACCAUCAACAUGUCGUACGCCAACGCUGCUGCCAAGGGCCCCAAGCAGUCCCCCUCUGAGGCUGCCGCCCCUCAACAACCUGAGAUUAUCCCCAAUGAGUCCGCCUCGACCUCGUCCCUGAUUGACGUCGACAUGCCUAGCGUGCACACGGUGCCGUCCGACUUUAUGGAGCAGGACGUGCAGACGGAGACGCAGGCGAACCGCAUCGACCGUGAGGAGACGGCCCGGGCCGCCAAGGCCAAGGCCGAGCGCGCCCGCAAGGAGGCCGCUGCCAAGGCGAAGAAGGCCGACUCGUGGCUUACCAGGCAGGUGUCGCAGCUCUCCGACGGCGCCGCCGAGGGUAUCGCCGCCGCCAACCUCGCCACAUUUGUCGGCGUCGGCGGCUACCUCGGCUACAAGGCCUGGAAGCUGUACGAGAAGGGCAACCUCGACGGCAAGGCCGUCGGUCUGGGCGUCGGCAUCCUCGCUGCCGUUGGCGCCGCGCAGGCGGUCGUGGGAAGCUAUCUCUACCGCGGAAAGAAGAACUAG
Messenger RNA from Akanthomyces muscarius, 633 nucleotides. RefSeq lists its product as uncharacterized. The coding region runs from base 1 to 633 and encodes 210 amino acids. The transcript has 4 exons. Gene Ontology annotation, cellular component: mitochondrial outer membrane. NCBI's taxonomy places the organism in Eukaryota, Fungi, Ascomycota, Sordariomycetes, Hypocreales, Cordycipitaceae. Gene Ontology annotation, molecular function: nascent polypeptide-associated complex binding. The record is from RefSeq and is a predicted model, not a curated record.